Molecule: messenger RNA, 4054 nt
Organism: Tuber melanosporum (Perigord truffle)
Lineage: Eukaryota; Fungi; Ascomycota; Pezizomycetes; Pezizales; Tuberaceae
Exons: 7
Coding region: 179-3847 (1222 amino acids)
Biological process (GO): protein ubiquitination; SCF complex assembly
Cellular component (GO): nucleus
Source: RefSeq, a predicted model, not a curated record
GACCUGUAGCCUGUUCUCCCCACAAUUUCAUCGAGUCAACAGAACAAAACUCAUCCACCUCCUAUCUCACAACCGAAAUCUUACCCAACAUAAUCUCCAGCGGGUGAAUUCUUUUUCACUUUAUCACCACCUAUACCUUUCUCUGACCCAUCAACUCUCCUAGCUCAAAAUAGCAAAUAUGGCGAACGCUUCAACCCCAUUCGCCCUCCAGUCCUUACUGGAGAAGAUGUCUUCUCCAGAUUCCGAUUACCGUUUCAUGUCUUUAAACGACUUGCUUUCGAUUCUCACUAGUCCGAAUGCUAGUUUGACACAAGCUGAUAGCAACCUUACAAGCAGAGUCAUUGAUGGAGUUGUUAAGGCACUUGACGAUGCAAACGGCGAAGUACAGAAUUUAGCAGUUAAAUGUCUUGGGCCAUUGGUCUUGAAAGUUCGGGAUAAUCAAAUCGCUCCCCUCAUCGACCGUCUAACGACUCUCUCUAUGACCUCUACGGAUCCCUCGAUUCCUUCUACCGCUCUGAGAACUAUAAUUUCAAGUCUUCCACGUCCCAAAACACUUUAUCCCAAACUCCUGAUUCUGCUGAAACCCGGCACGGAGACCGUUAAGGGUGGUGGUGCCAGCCUUGACAGUAUCGAUCUAUUGAUUGAGACACUCAAAUGUUUUGGCCCCGUUCUUGGCGGAAAGGAGGUUGAGCAGCUUCAGGUUGCUGUCAUGGAACUAUUGGAAAGUGAUAGAACAAGCCAAGUCGUUAAAAAGCGAGCUGUGACUUCUCUGAGUUUACUUUGCGUUUACUCUCCGGAUGAGUUGCUGUCCAGUUUUAUUAAUCAUUUGAUCGAGUCCUUCCGAGCACAGGGCAAACAUGUUAACCCAACACGUCUUCGUUUGCUCGUUUCGGUGACAGGGGCCUUAGCAAGGGACAUUCCAGAUAGAUUCGGCCCUUACCUUAAAACAUUAUGCCCAUUUAUUCUCUCCGUAGUCGAUGGGAAGGAUAUUCAAGACCGAGAACUUGGCGAUGAACCGGAGAUGGAAAUGGACGAGGUUCGUGAAGCGGCGCUUGUCAGUCUGGAAAGCUUUAUGAGCUUCUGCACAAGCAACAUGACAAGGUUUACUGAAGAUGUUUUGAAUGCUGGGAUGAUUUACCUGAAAUAUGAUCCCAAUUAUGCCGACCCCGCUGAUGAGGAAGAUGACGAGGAGAUGGGCGGAACACAACAAUAUGAUGGCGAUGAGGACGAUGACUUUGGGGGCAGCGAUGAUGAAGAUGCGUUUGAAGAGGACGGUAACUUUUCGGAUGAAGAUGAUAUUAGCUGGAAGGUUAGACGAUGCGCGGCAAAGCUACUUUCAACAGUUCUAUCAACUAGAGCCACAGACCUAAUUCUUGGAGAGCAAGAAGGAGGUGGCAAAGCGUACAAACAAGUUGCACCGCUACUUGUUGAGCGCUUCCACGAACGUGAGGAGAAUGUGAGGUUGGAGGUCCUUGCAACUGCUACGGUAUUGGUGAGGAAGACAGGAGAGGUUGCGCAGGGAACAUUUACGCCAUCAACUCCUUCCAGGGACAGACGCGGAAGCAUGGACAUAAAUAGCCUACAAGCUUUGAUGCCAAGGCUUAGCAAAUCUCUAAGCAAGCUUUUGAAAACUAAGAGCACAACCUUACCCACAAAGCAAGCAAGCUCUUCGCUACGUAUUGAGGUUUUGAGGUUGGUCGGUAAAAUCUGCGAAAACCACCCAGCACAAGUUGUUGGGGAACAUUUUGACACCCUUAUACCAGCAAUGAUAACUGCAGUCGGGGAGCCAGCCUAUAAGAUUUCCUCGGAGGCCCUUAACACCGUGGUUUCGAUCGUUAGACUUCUCACCGCAGAAGGCUCUACAGGAUAUAGUGAAUACCUGAAGGGUUUGUAUGAUGUUAUCGUUGCAAAGGUCGGGAAUGGAGAUGCCGACCUCGAAGUAAGAGAGAGGGCCAUCGCCGCACUGGGAGUCCUACUUUCUAGGACAUCUGGACAGCCAGAUCUGAUCGGGCCCAAUCGAAGGGCUGCGGCUUUGGGCAUGCUAGUGGAGCGCGCCAAGAACGAGACUACCCGCAUCACCGCUGUUAGAGCUAUCGAGGUUAUAGCGAGGAAUGCUAAAACUACGGGUGAUGUGACUCCUGACUGGGUCAAAACUGUUGUUGUGGAGUGCGGUAUUCAGCUCCGAAAGGCCAAUAGAACCCUCCGUGGAGCUAGCCUGGACGCAUUACGGAGUAUUUCCGCUAAUGAGAACUGUCGGAAGGCAAUGGAUCCGCAGAGCAAACGGGAUCUAGUAGAUGUUCUUACUACAUUAUUGCCAGCUGGAGAUAUGCAUCUCCUCGCUCCAACAUUGACUAUCAUCAGGUGGAUGAUGAUUGACGGUGACGGAGUUUAUGUCACUCCUGGUAUUAACGAGGGGGUUUGUGGGCUCGUACGAAACAACCUUGGGUCUGGCCUAGUGGUGGAAAGCCUACUUGGGUUGGUAAAAGCUAUUGGAGAAAACGACCCCGUAGGUAAAAAGACCGUGAUGAAUGGUCUCUUGCAAGAUGUUGGAGUAAAUGGGGAGACUAGCAUUGUGGCCAAGGUUGUUGCGCAAUUACUUGUUAGUGGUGGUGGAAAACGAGGCGGAUUUGCCAUAGGUGUUGAGGAGUUCGUGGGUGAAGUGGUUAAAACUACGGAUGAUAAGAGAAAAUGUUUGGCGUUAAUGGUGCUUGGAGAGAUUGGUCUCAGAAUGGGCCCUUCAUUCUCUGUUGGACCGGAAACUUUUCUUCAGCAAUUCCAUGCAAAGAGCGAUGAUGUUCCGAUCGCGGCUGCCGUAGCCUUGGGCCUUGCUAGUGCUGGGAAUGUUCAAGGCUAUUUACCUGUGAUUAUGCAGAGGCUCGGAGGUGGAGACAAAGACCAAUAUCUACUACUUCACUCGUUAAAAGAAAUUAUCCAGCACUCUGAUGACACUACUGCAAAUAUCAAACCUUAUGCGGAUCAAAUCUGGAAAGCUCUCUUCUCCAUGGCGAAGAAUGACGACAGCAAAGCUGUAGGAGCGGAGUGCGUCGGCCGUCUCACUAUCAUUGACCCCUACAGCUACCUACCGGAGUUACAGAAACACCUCCAAUCCGAAAGCAGCGCGAUACGUGGAAUGGUUAUUUCAGCACUCCGAUAUACUUUUACCGAUACCGAGGCCUCAUAUGAUGAUCUCCUAAGACCGAUUGUUGUAGACUUCCUCACAGUCAUGGUCGAUGAUAAGGAACUUGAAAACCGCAGGCUUGCCUUAACGGCAUUAAACUCCGCAGCUCAUAACAAGCCCCACCUGAUAGGCCAACAUCUGCAGAGUCUAUUACCACUUGUGUACAGAGAAACAGUCGUUCGCCCAGAGCUAGUCAGAGAAGUCCAAAUGGGUCCUUUCAAGCACAAAGUUGAUGACGGCCUUGAAAGCGCCUAUGAAACCCUCUACGCCCUCCUAGAAACCUCCUUUUCAGGAAUCGAAAUCCAGACAUACUUCGACCGUGUCAUUGCCGGUCUCCAAGACGAACAUGACAUCCGAGUUCUCUGCAAUCUAAUGCUAACAAAACUCAUCCUCCUCGCUAAGGGUGAAACCCUCCGGCGGCUUGACUCGAUUGCCGAGUGCUUCAAGACAACCCUGAACCAAAAACCUAAGGAUAAUGCAGUGAAGCAAGAACUCGAAAAGCACGCGGAGAGCAUUCGGAGCACCAUGCGUGCAACCGUCGCGCUUAAUCGCACUGCCAUCGGUGCGGGCGUUAGCGGGAAGGCUGGCUGGAGCGGGUACUGGGAGUGGGCGAAGGCCGUCUUUCCUAACGAAUUGCAGGUUCUCGAGGGAGAUGAACGGGCCGAGUAAGUCAGUAUCAAGUAGGGAAAGACCUUGUCGAAGGAGGGAGGAGGGGAGAAAUGGAAAAUGUAUCAUCAUUUGAUGUCACUCGUUUCCUGUUAUCCUUGAGUACACGAAGUUCCCUUUUUCUUAGCUUAUUUUCCCUAGUUUUUCCCCUUUUUAUUGCUAUGAUAGCGAACGAUAAUGUUAUAAAAUACAUACCCCCCCUUUUUUUGA